AUGCCUCCCAAGACGGGCCAACGUAAGUCGAUGUUGGCGCGCAUCAAUAAAGCGCCUACAUUGACACCUUCUCGGCGCUCGCCCCGAGUACCUCCCCCGUCAAAAAGUACGAAUGAGAACGUGCAACCUGCCAAAACGUUGGACCUUUCAUCGACCUCACCCCAAGACACCUCUAUCAACAUUCGUUUUUACACUCCCAACACACCGGUUCCAAGUAAUCCGUCCGUUCAAAGUCCUAGUCCACGUGGAAAAUCUCCUGAAACACCUUCCUCACGUCGAAGGACCUUUCAGUCUCGUCCGUCGGGUCUGUCAAACGUUUACACGCCAACCCUAGAAGCCCCGCCCACCAACCCGGGUAGUCGACGGACGAGAAGAACAACUGCACUUGAAACACCCAAGCAAGAAGUCUCGGACAUUGAUUUUCCAGAGAGCACUGGCAGCGCUAGCUGGACGGUUGACCAGUACAUGGACAGUGUUGAAUCCGAAGAAACAGCUGACGGUCCCUCGAGCCCUACCAGUGCCUCCGACAUGCGGAACUCAUCCCGGGUUCGUAAGCCUACCAUGAGGGCCCUUGAAUCUUUUGAAUCAACUAAGAGGAAACCUCGCCGUAAGAACAUGACAGUGUCCACCCCGACCGUGGAAACUCCUGCCCCUGCUCCCUCUGCUGUCCCCACUGUCCCUGUGCCUACCAAGGUUGCGAAGAACAAUGUUUCGAAGCAACCAAUGAGAAAAAACCAGGAAGUCAAAGAGAAUGUCCAACUUGAACAUGCGGAAGAAUGCUGCCUUGAUUGGUUCCCUGACUUUACGCUCCCUUUCAAUUGCCCUACCUUCUUGGAGCAGCAACGAAUUGAAUACUUCCGUCGCCAAGAGGAAGAAAAAUAUGGCGUCGACGUGCCCACCACCAAGGCCACCUCGCCAAGUGAUGUCGAUCUCGACGUCGAAAUGAUAGACCAAGACACCCCACCGUCUGCAAUCGCUGUUUCUUCUUCCACCCCUCCUACUCCUCCCGCCAGAGUCACCAACGGCGAAGUCACCAACAGCACAAUCACCAACGGCACAGCCACCAACGAUGCAGUCACCAACGGCUCAAGCAUCCUAAGCUAUAAAAGGCGGUCUGACAUCAAGGUCGACAGCGAUGGCUGGAUUCAAACUGGCUAUGUCAACUCCAGUGGUGAAGAAGUUGCUCUGAUCCCUGGUAAAGGCCACCCAUAUUAUCCACCUCAUACUUACGGCUACGAGGGUCUUCCUUUCCCCCCGGUGCGCGCCAGAACCAGCCAGCAAGCCGAAGCUGAUGCCGCCCACAGCUUCGCUCCACUCAUGGGGGACCGUAAUCUCCCAUUUGAUGCGACAGCCCCAUUCGUCACUGAAAACGUGGAGGAGGAAAAGGCGCGGGCUCUUGCUCGGACCCCUGUGCCAGCCCCUGAGACCAAGAAACCCCGCACCCGAAAGCGCCGUCAGACCGCGGCCGCAGAUGCCACCGAUAAGCCCGCCUCGCCAGUCCCCACCGCUACUGCUGAAACCGGCGCACGCAAGUCACAGCGUCGCCGUCGCCAGACUGCCCCUGCUCCCACUGUCCCCUCUUCCACUUCUCCCGCCUCUUCUACUUCUCCCCCGACCACUACAACCAAGGUAAAGUCUUCGGGCCCGGCUGCCGCCGUCGCCCCCGCUGCCACCGAAGGUGACAAGCCUAAGGUGCAGCGGCUACGGCUGACCUUGAAGCCGGCGACCAAGACUGAGGCCUCUGGGGUUAAAGCAUCUACUUCUAACCCCGCCGUGAAGUCCCCCUUCCUCCCCCGCCAUCUCACGUGCGCCGUCCUCCGCACAAACCAGCAAGCGCCGCCGCCGCCGGGCCAUGUGAGGCCCUGGUGA
This is a messenger RNA of Penicillium verrucosum, 1869 nucleotides long. RefSeq names its product putative GPI-anchored cell surface glycoprotein. Bases 1 to 1869 code for a protein of 622 amino acids. The transcript has 2 exons. The record is from RefSeq and is a predicted model, not a curated record. Lineage: Eukaryota; Fungi; Ascomycota; Eurotiomycetes; Eurotiales; Aspergillaceae.